CGAUUUCGUGUGCGGUUCAGAAAACUUUGAAUUCAUGUUUCAGUUUUGUGCAAUAUCAUUUUUUGUGUGUUUUUAAAUGUUUGAUUCACGCUUAAUACAAUACUUUUAAGGGUAAAUGAAUCUCAUACCGCCCCGUUCUGCAGGCUUCAGCCGGUAGGGGGCGGAGCGACACGUCACGGGUAGAGAAUCAGUUUAUCGGAAAGUGAAAGAGCUUCUCUCUCAGACUCGACUCCAUUGUGUCUCUGUUGGAAAAGCAGAAAAACCUCAACACCAGGCAGAAACGGUGAUAUUAAUGUCACACAACAUGGACUGCUGAAUAAAAGAGUGUCAGUAAUUCCAGCAGAAGAGAUCAGCAUCUUCAGGACUCAGCUGUGUGUCCAUGAGCUGUCUGUGUUUACACUAAUAUUCAAACAUGGAGACCCCUGACCUGGACACAGAUAAUGUGACCCCGCCCAUAAAAAAACGUAAACUGCAGAGAAAGAGACCAGACUCACCAGAACCCAGCUGUGUCUCCAUGAAGAGUGAUAAGUCUAUGGAUCCUCUGUGGAACUUUAGAAAUAGAGACUCCUCAUCUGUACACAGUAAACUACAGAGAAAGAGAUCAGACUCCCCAGAACCCAGCUGUGUCUCCAUGAAGAGUGAUGUGUCUAUGGAUCCUCUGUGGAACUUUAGAAAUGAAGACUCCUCAUCUGUACACAGUGUUCUACAGAAGUCAGGAGACAGAAGAGAAAAGAACAUCAUCACAGCUACAGGACACGAUGCAGAACCUGCUGCUGUAAAUGAAUUCCAGAAAAAGUUCAAAUUAAAUAUGAGGGAGAAGUUUCAGUGUUUAAAUGGAGUGAUGAUAAACCUGGAAAACCGAAGACUCCUGAAUGAGAUCUACACAGAGCUCUACAUCACAGAGGGAGACAGUGGAGACGUCAAUAAAGAACAUGAAGUGAGACAGAUCGAGGCAGCAUCCAGGAGAACAACAACAGAGGAAACACCAAUCAAAUGCAAUGACAUCUUUAAGCCUUUAUCUGAUCACGACGAACCCAUCAGAACUGUGCUGACAAAGGGAGUCGCUGGCAUCGGAAAAACAGUUUCUGUGCAGAAGUUCAUUCUGGACUGGGCUGAAGGGAAAGCAAAUCAGGACGUCCAGCUCAUGUUUCCACUACCUUUCAGAGAGCUGAAUUUGAUGAAGGACCAGAAACUGAGUCUGAUGGAUCUCCUUCAUGUCUGUUUUAAGGAGAUAAAAGAAACAGAAAUGUCCAGUUUGGAAAAGGUUCUGUUCAUUUUUGACGGAUUGGACGAGUGUCGUUUUCCUCUGGAUUUCCAGAACACAGAGAGAGUGUGUGAUGUAACUGAAUCAGCAUCAGUGCAUGUGCUGCUGAUAAACCUGAUCAAAGGGAAUCUGCUUCCCUCUGCUCUCAUCUGGAUCACCUCCCGACCAGCAGCAGCUGAUCAAAUCCCCUCUGAGUGUGUCCAUCGAGUCACAGAGGUACGAGGGUUCAGUGACCCACAGAAGGAGGAGUACUUCAGGAAGAGGAUCAGUGAUCAGAGCCUGGCCAAUAACAUCAUCACACACCUGAAGUCAUUAAGAAGCCUCUACAUCAUGUGCCACAUCCCAGUCUUCUGCUGGAUUUCAGCCACUGUUCUAGAGAGAAUGUUGGGUGAAGCAGAGAGUGGAGAGAUGCCCAAGACUCUGACUCAAAUGUACACACACUUCCUCAUCAUUCAGACAAACAUCAUAAGAGAAAAGUACUCAAAGAAGCAGGAGAGUGAUGAAGAAAUGCUUCUCAAACUGGGACGACUGGCUUUUCAGCAGCUGAAGAAAGGCAACCUGAUCUUCUAUGAGGAAGACCUGAGAGAGUGUGGCAUUGAUGUGAGAGAAGCAGCAGUGUACUCAGGUGUGUGUACGCAGAUCUUCAGAGAAGAGUUUGGACUUCACCAGAGUAAAGUGUACAGCUUUGUUCAUCUGAGCAUUCAGGAGCAUCUCGCAGCUCUGUAUGUGCACCUGACAUUCAUGAAGGAAAAGAGAAAUGUUCUUGAACAGAGUCGGGACUUUAAGACAAUUUCAGAUGUCCACAAGAGUGCUGUAGAUCAGGCCUUAAAGAGUGAGACUGGACAUCUGGAUCUUUUCCUCCGUUUUCUUCUGGGUCUCUCACUGGAGUCCAAUCAGAACCUCUUACAUUCCUUAGUAACACAUACAGGAAGUAUCUCCCAGACAGGAAAGGGGGACACAGUACAGUACAUCAAGGAGAAGAUCAGUGGAGAUACCCCUACAGAGAAAUCCAUCAAUCUGUUCCACUGUCUGAAUGAACUGGGGGACAAUUCUCUAGUGGAGGAAAUCCAACGCUACCUGAAAUCUGGAACACAAAGUGAACUCUCUUCUUCACAGUGGUCUGCUCUGGUGUUUAUCUUACUGACAUCAGCAGAGGAGCUGGAGGAAUUUGACCUGAGUAAAUAUAUCUCUACAGAUAAAAUAAGAGAGGAGAUUCUUGAGAAGGUGAUGCCUGUGAUUGCAGCAUCCAGAAAAGCAAUUAUCAGGUGUGAUACAAUUCAAAACAGUGGUUGGUCAGCUCUGGCCUCAGUACUCAGCUCAGAAACCUCCAAUCUGAGAGACCUGCAUCUGACUGUGGAUACACUGAAUCUGAGUGGGAGUGAUCUAGGAGCCUCAGGAGUGAAGCGUCUCUCUGCUCUACUGGAGAAUCCUCAGUGUAAAGUAAAAAAUCUGAGGUUGAGUAAUUGUGGUGUCUCAGUUGAAGGCUGUGCUGCUCUGACUUCAGCUCUGAGAUCAAACCCCUCACACCUGAGAGAACUGAAUCUGACUAAGAAUGAUCUAGGAGUCUCAGGAGUGAAGAGUCUCUCUGCUGUACUGGAGAAUCCUCACUGUAAACUGGAGAAACUGAGGUUGCAUUAUUGUGGUGUCUCAGAUGAAGGCUGUGCUGCUCUGACUUCAGCUCUGAGAUCAAACCCCUCACACCUGAGAGAACUGGAUCUGUCCUGGAAUAAACUAGGAGACUCAGGAGUGAAGUGUCUCUCUGCUGUACUGGAGAAUCCUCUCUGUAAACUGGAGAUACUGUGGUUGCGGAGGUGUGGUGUCUCAGAUGAAGGCUGUGCUGCUCUGACUUCAGCUCUGAGAUCAAACCCCUCACACCUGAGAGAACUGAAUCUGUCUAGGAAUAAACUAGGAGACUCAGGAGUGAAGUGUCUCUCUGCUGUACUGGAGAAUCCUCACUGUAAACUGGAGAUACUGAAGUAAGAUCAUCUCUCUGAGAGUCACAUGACCUGCUCCUCAGUAAGACACAUUCUCUAAUAGUGAGACUGAAGCAGAGGUUUUAGGUUCAUCAUCAAUGUCCUGAGGAGGAAGAUUGUUUCUUUUCACUGCACACUGAUGAUCUGUCACAGAGUCUUUGGGUCAGAUGUACGUCUGUGAGAAGCUGCAGCACAAAACGUGACUUGAUGCGACUGC
Molecule: messenger RNA, 3454 nt
Organism: Ictalurus furcatus (blue catfish)
Lineage: Eukaryota; Metazoa; Chordata; Actinopteri; Siluriformes; Ictaluridae
Product: NACHT, LRR and PYD domains-containing protein 12-like
Exons: 10
Coding region: 413-3244 (943 amino acids)
Molecular function (GO): protein binding
Source: RefSeq, a predicted model, not a curated record